AUGCCUCCCUCACCGGCCGCCACCCUACCUCAUUGCUUAUCCGACCAACCAAGUCACCGACAAACCAUGGUGUCAGCGGAACCGUUCCUUGUUGCUGCUCCUGCUGCCGAUGAAGGCAACAACCGUGGUCCUAGCAUACGAGAAAGGGAGACCAGGAGCUCAAAGGCGCGACUGUUGUCGUCGGUGGUUGUGAAGAUCAAUGAGAUUGCAAUCUCGUUUUCCUCCGGUGCCACCACUGUUGAUGAGGUUCGCCUGCUGCCUUGUGGAUGGAGGAACUCAAGGCGUUUCCUGCUAUCAUCGGUGAAUGGUGGUAUGGUUCAAGGCUCGUGUGUGUUGUGGGUGUGCUGUGGGGGAAGUUCUGUAGAGAAGGGUCGUGCAGAACUACCAGGGCAGCCGACCAUGGUGUCUGUCAUCGCAAUACCGCCGCUGUUGUCGUCGUGUUUAUGCUUCUACCGUCGCCAACCGUCACCAGGAGGGUGGCUGGAUCCGCUUGCAAGCAAGAAAGCAUGUGGGUGUUCGUUUUGUUGUAGUGUGUGUUAUGUGUGUAACUUGUUUGUCUGGAAAACCUAG
Messenger RNA from Lactuca saligna, 570 nucleotides. The record is from the annotation of a GenBank genome assembly. NCBI's taxonomy places the organism in Eukaryota, Viridiplantae, Streptophyta, Magnoliopsida, Asterales, Asteraceae.